AUGACCCAACCACGAGGAGACCGCGGAUCGUCUCCUGCUGGGGUAGACGUGAAUGAGGAUGAUACACAAUAUAUGGCCGGUGGCAUGACACUCGAAGAGCUUGACGAACACUAUCCGAAUCGCCCACGGAAUCAUUCAGAUACGCUUCCAUUUCAUGUUCUUUUCGAGACCUUGUUCAACCCAUUGAACGAACACAAGAAAUCAUCGGGGCCUCGUAUUCCCCGCACCAAGCUUGGGCCCCAUGGACCUUCCAAGCUCUCACCUCAUGAGCAAAGGCGGCACAUUAUUGAACGCUUCAUCUCAAGAUGGCGCAACGAUGUUGGCGAUGAUAUAUUCCCCGCACUACGACUCAUUCUCCCCGACAAGGACCGCGAUCGGGGCGUCUACGGUUUGAAAGAGAAUGCCAUCGGAAAGCUUCUGGUUAAGCUCAUGAAAAUCGACCGGAAUUCCGAGGACGGAUACAACCUACUCCACUGGAAGCUCCCCGGUCAGACGACGGCAUCUCGAAUGGCCGGUGACUUCGCAGGGCGGUGCUUCGAGGUCCUAUCCAAAAGACCGAUGCGUACCGAGGUUGGCGACAUGAGCGUCCGGGAAGUCAAUGAUCACCUCGACAAGCUAGCCGCCUCAGCGGGCGAGAAGGAGAACCUCCGGAUUUUCGAAGAGUUCUAUCAGAGAAUGAACGCCGAGGAGCUCAUGUGGCUGAUCCGCAUCAUCCUUAAGCAGAUGAAGGUCGGCGCUACCGAGAAGACCUUCCUUCACCUCUGGCAUCCCGACGCGGAGGCACUGUUCAACGUCUCGUCCAGUCUACGACGCGUAUGCUGGGAGCUGUACGAUCCGAACCACCGCCUGGAGCAGGAGAGCGCCGGUGUCACCCUAAUGCAAUGUUUCCAGCCGCAGCUAGCUCAGUUUCAAAUGCCCGCCUCUUUUCAGAAGAUGGUAGAGUACCUCCGCCCAACCGAGGAGGACCCCGAGUACUGGAUCGAGGAGAAGUUGGACGGCGAACGAAUGCAGCUGCACAUGGUGGAGGAUGACAACACACCUGGAGGGAAGCGUUUCGCGUUCUGGUCGCGAAAGGCCAAAGACUACACCUAUCUCUACGGAAACGGCUUCGAGGAUGAGCGGGGCGCCGUGACGCGGUACCUAAAGGAUGCUUUCGCGUCCGGCGUGCGGAAUCUUAUCUUGGACGGCGAGAUGAUUACCUGGGAUCCAGAGACCGACAAGAUCAUGCCCUUUGGCACACUCAAGACAGCUGCCUUGGCGGAGCAGAAUAACCCGUACAACAACAAAGGCCCCCGUCCGGUGUACCGAGUAUUUGACAUUCUCUACCUGAACGACCAGCCCUUGACCCGCUAUACCCUACGUGAUCGCCAUCGAGCGUUGGAAAAGGCCGUGGUAGGAGUCCGCAGGCGCAUCGAAGUGCACGGCCAUGAAGUCGCCACAUCUCCCGAUGCGAUCGAGCCUCUCCUCCGCAAAGUCGUGGCCGAAGCCUCGGAAGGCCUCGUUCUCAAGAACCCGCGGUCCAUGUACCGCCUGAACAGUCGGAACGACGACUGGCUCAAAGUGAAGCCCGAGUACAUGGAUGAAUUCGGCGAGUCGCUCGACUGCGUCGUCAUCGGCGGUUACUACGGCUCAGGCAAACGAGGCGGUACCCUGUCCAGCUUCCUAUGCGGUCUCCGCGCAAGCGAGAACCACAUCCACGCGGGCGCCAACCCGGAGAAGUGCUUCAGCUUCUUCAAAGUCGGCGGUGGCCUCACCGCCGACGACUACGCCGAAAUCCGACAUCGCACAGACGGGCGUUGGAAGGAGUGGAAUCCCAAGAAGCCCCCGGUCGAGUACAUCGAGCUUGCCAACGGCACGGCCGAAAAGCCCGAUCUAUGGAUCCGGCCUAAGGACUCCAUCGUCAUCGAAGCCAAGGCGGCGAGCGUCGGGCCCUCGGACCAGUUCGCGCUCGGCAUCACCCUGCGCUUCCCCCGCUUCCGCCGGCUGCGCAGCGACAAGCGCUGGGACCAGGGCCUGAGCGUGCAGGAAUUCCAGGACCUCCGCCGGCGCGUCGAGGAGGCGGUGAAGGACAAGAAGAUGAACGUCGAGAGGCGGAAGCGGAGACCCACCAAGCGGGCGAAGAAGGAACUGGUUAUCGCCGGCACGGAUGGCAAGCCGGUCCAGUUUGCCGGGGAGAAGACCAACAUGUUCGAAGGGCUCGAGUUCUGUGUCUUGUCGGAGUCGCUCAAGCCGUUCAGAAAGACCAAGGCGGAGCUCGAGACGCUCAUCAAGGAGAUCGGCGGACGUAUAUCACAGCGCGCGGUGCCCUCGUCGGGUAUGAUCCUCGUGGCUGAUAAGAGGGUGGUCAAGGUCGCCAGCCUGAUCAAGGGCGGCGGGGCGGACAUCAUCCGUCCCUUAUGGAUCAAGGACUGUCUAGCGCAACACGACGACUCUGCCCUGCUUCCCUACGAGGAACGGCAUCUGUUUUACGCGACCGAUGAGAUGAGGGAGAUGGCACGACAGCAUACCGACAUGUACGGAGAUAGCUAUGCGCGGGUCAUCGACGUCGAUGAACUGAGAGCCAUCAUGAACGGGAUGCCCAAGAACGAGGAAAGCGAUUUCGAUGCAGACGAGUUUCUGAAGCAGCUCGAGGAGCGGGGACAUGGAUUGCCCCCCUUGCGGAGUACGCUUUUCCGGCGGUGCGUAGUCCACGUGCGGGCACCCAACGUCGAUGAUCUGAACGCACUACGAUUGCAACAUUACAUUUCGUUUGGAGGUGGACGACUUGCCAGCGGGCUCAAGGAUGAAUCUAUCACGCAUAUUGUGCUGCUAGGGGACGAGGACGAGAGGCAAGACGGCGCCAUCACUGUGCGGAAGGAGCUGAAAGGACGGCGCAAGCUCCCCAAUCUUGUGACGGGACGGUGGGUGGAAGAUACGUGGAAGGAGAAGAGGCUGCUUGGUGAGGAGAAGUACAUCCAGCCAUGA
Molecule: messenger RNA, 2964 nt
Organism: Sodiomyces alkalinus F11
Lineage: Eukaryota; Fungi; Ascomycota; Sordariomycetes; Glomerellales; Plectosphaerellaceae
Product: DNA ligase I
Exons: 2
Coding region: 1-2964 (987 amino acids)
Biological process (GO): DNA recombination; double-strand break repair via nonhomologous end joining; DNA biosynthetic process
Cellular component (GO): DNA ligase IV complex
Molecular function (GO): DNA ligase (ATP) activity; ATP binding; DNA binding
Source: RefSeq, a predicted model, not a curated record